AUGGCCGACGGCGGGAAGGACCUUCCCGCGCCUCAACCGGAAGAUUGCCAGGCCUCGAGCCAGCUGCUGGACCGACGCGUCUGGCACAGUGGGCGCUUGAUCGGAGAGGAAGUCCCUGGAGAAUCUGAUCAGCUGGCCCUGGCGACUAAUGAUGCUAUGAUUCUGGACACUUGCCUCUCUAUCUACGUUUGGAUCAGGGAAGACGUCAACCAGAUGGAGAAAUCCAGAGCGGAGGAAUAUUUAAAGUCGGACCCUUCUGGUUGCCUGGGCAUCUCCAUCAGCAUCAUCGGACAGGACGCAGCCCGCCGAUGGAUGCCAGUGUUGUUUGCGGGCUCGUGCCUGGUGUACUGCGCCCGCAUGACCAUGCCUGUGUGCGCGGUGGCCAUGGCGGCCGACUUCGGCUGGAACAAGAUCCACACGGGCGUAGCGCUGGGCGCCUUCUUUUGGGGAUACUCCUGCACGCAGAUCUUGGGAGGUCACGCCAGUGACAUAAUUGGAGGCGAACGAAUGAUAUUCCUGUCAGCCGCGUCGUGGGCGUUAGUGACGGCGGCCACGCCCCUUCUGGCCCGCCUUGGCUCGCACACCUUGGCUCUCAUGACCAUGGCCAGAGUCCUCAUGGGAAUGCUGCAAGGCGUCUUCUUCCCAUCCUUGGUUAGUCUGGUAGCCCGACGUUCACCGGAAGGGCAAAAGAGCUUCUUGACUAGCAUCUCACAAAGCGGGAGCUCUUUGGGAAUCUUGCUUGCGGGCGUGCUGGGCUCCAUCAUGUUGGAGCGCUACGGUUGGGAAAGCGUCUUCUAUGCCGUGGCCUCGCUGUCCGCGCUCUGGGCGCUGCUCGUCUGGCGCCGUUUCCUCAAAGGCAGGCUUCUUUGCGAAAGAAGACAGGACUCCAGGUCCGAGAGUUUCUCCUGCACGCGUCUGUUGAACCUCCUAAGGAAACCCUGUGUCUGUGCUGCGGUGUUUGCUCACAUGUGCACGUGCGGCACCUCCUUCACACUACUGUCGUGGAUGCCCACCUACUUCAGCCAAGAAUACCCCCAUGCCACGACGUGGCAGUACAACGUCUUCCCUUGGGCGGCCGCCAUUCCGGUCGCUCUCUGCAGCGGACGUCUUUCCGAUUGGCUCAUCGGCCGAGGCUUCGGCGUGGCCUUUGUCAGAAAGUCCAUGCAGUUCAUCGCAAUGGGCGUGUCCAGCGCUUUUGUCCUGCCGCUGUCCACCGAGGUGUCUUUUCCUAUGGCCGUCGCCUGUAUUUCCGCCGCCAUGGUCGCGCUCUCCUUCACCACCUGCGGCGUCUCCGUCAAUGUGCAGGAUCUCGCGCCUACAAGUGCCGGAGCCCUCUAUGGUGUGAUGAAUACGCUAGGCGCUUUCACUGGUCUGCUAAUGGUGUCGCUGUCCGGCUACGCCGUCGAGGUGACCCGGUCGUGGGCGUCUGUCUUCACCCUGGUGGUCUCGGUCCACACGGCGGGACUGGCCGUCUUCGUCUACUUUGGAGAUGCUCGACCCGUGGACGUGGUCCAGGAGUCGGACUCCUCACCUCUCCUGUCAUUUGAAAAAGUGCAAGGACACUAA
This is a messenger RNA of Nerophis lumbriciformis (worm pipefish), 1566 nucleotides long. The record is from RefSeq and is a predicted model, not a curated record. NCBI's taxonomy places the organism in Eukaryota, Metazoa, Chordata, Actinopteri, Syngnathiformes, Syngnathidae.